Molecule: messenger RNA, 3276 nt
Organism: Tinamus guttatus (white-throated tinamou)
Lineage: Eukaryota; Metazoa; Chordata; Aves; Tinamiformes; Tinamidae
Source: RefSeq, a predicted model, not a curated record
GUAUCAAAGAAGAACUUGAUGGAGAUAGUGAAGAAACUGAUGAUUCACGUGGAUAAAGCUGAAGGGACAACGUAUCGGGACGAGCUGUUGACCAAAAUCAUAGAUAUUUGUAGUCAAUCCAAUUAUCAAUAUAUCACAAACUUUGAAUGGUAUAUAAGCAUCCUGGUGGAACUGACCCGACUGGAAGGCACGCGGCACGGGCAUCUCAUCGCGGCUCAGAUGCUGGACGUCGCUAUCCGAGUUAAAGCUAUUCGGAAGUUUGCAGUCUCUCAGAUGGCCAUGCUCCUGGACAACGCUCAUCUCAUAGCCAGCAACGCCCAGAGAAAUGGGAUCUGUGAGGUGCUUUAUGCUGCUGCUUGGAUAUGUGGGGAGUUUUCUGAACACCUGGAGGAAGCAAACCAAACUUUAGAAGCUAUGUUGAGGCCUAAAGUUACGACUCUACCAGGCCACAUCCAGGCAGUUUAUGUCCAGAACAUGGUGAAGCUCUAUGCGUCCAUCCUGCAGCAGAAAGAGCAAUCUGGGGAAAAGGAAGCAGCCCAAGAAAUCACACAGCUGAUGAUUGAGCGUUUGCCUCAGUUUGUGCAGAGUGCAGAUCUAGAAGUUCAGGAGAGGGCUUCUUGCAUCUUACAGCUAAUAAAAUACAUUCAAAAGUUACAAAUAAAAGAAGUACCUGUAGCUGAGGAAGUAAUAGCCCUGUUUGCUGGUGAGCUGAACCCUGUAGCCCCUAAAGCACAGAAAAAAGUCCCGGUUCCCGAGGGCUUGGACCUUGAUGCCUGGAUCAACGAACCUCCGUCAGACAGUGAGUCUGAGGACGAAAAGCCCAAAACGAUUUUCCACGAGGAGGAGCAAAGGCAUGCCAGACACAAGCAGCCAGAAAUAGAUGAAGAGGAGCUGGCCAGACGUCGAGAAGCCCGGAAACAAGAACAGGCAAACAACCCGUUUUAUAUUAAAAGCUCCCCUUCCCCACAGAAGCGAUACCAAGACACUCCAGGUGUGGAGCAUAUACCUGUUGUCCAGAUAGAUCUUUCUGUCCCCUUAAAAGUUCCAGGCAUGCCUAUGUCUGACCAGUAUGUGAAACUGGAAGAAGAGCGAAGGCAUAAACAGAAGCUGGAGAAAGACAAGAAAAAGAAGAAGCAGAAAAAGGAGAAGAGAGGUAAACAUCACCGCCAUAACUCCCUGCACACCGAGAGCGAGGAGGAUAUUGCCCCAGCUCAUCACGUUGAUAUCAUCACAGAAGAGAUGCCAGAGAAUGCAUUGCCCAGUGAUGAGGAUGAUAAAGAUCCAAAUGAUCCAUAUAAGGCACUUGAUAUCGAUCUGGAUAAACCCUUAGCAGACAGUGAGAAGCUGCCAGUGCAGAGACACAGAAAUGCUGAGAACCUGAAGUCACCGGACUCAGAAGCUCCUCUUGCAGAGAAGAAGAGCAAGAAACCCAAAAAGAAGGAAAAGAAACACAAAGAAAAAGAGAGAGAGAAGGGAAAGAAAAAAGAGAAAGAGAAAAAAGUAGUGGAGGAAGAAGAAGAAAAAAAGGGGGAAGACUUGGAUUUCUGGCUUUCUACUGCUCCACCACCUGCCUCCACCUCCCAACCACAGAGCGAGGCUGAAGCAAGUGCUGCUGUUGUGGCAGAACCUGAAGGAGUGAAAAAAGAAGAAAGGGCAGAACGAGAGGAAGAGGAGGAAGAAGAGGAUGAAGGAAAGAAGUCCUCCAAGCAUAAGAAGAAAAAGCACAAGAAAGAGAAAGAAGAUAAAUCCAAGGAUAAAAAGAAAUCCAAGAAGAAGCAUCAUCGCAGUGAGGAGGAGACAGCAGAGUCAGUUCAGAAUGGAACGCUAGAUGAUGAGCCACUACCACCUAUGUCCAGUUACCGACUUCUUGCUGAAAAUCCCUACAUUAAAAUGACCUAUGAUAUUCAGGGAAACCUGCAAAAUGACAGUCAAGUUACUGUUUCUGUUAUCCUUGAGAACAAAAGCACUAGCUUCCUGAAGAGCAUGGAACUAAAUGUCCUGGACUCUCUCAACACUAAAAUGCUCCGACCAGAAGGAUCAUCAGUACAUGAUGGGAUUCCUGUGCCCUUCCAGCUACCCCCUGGAAUCUCUAAUGAAGCCCAGUUUGUGUUUACGCUUCAGAGUAUUGUUGUGGCUCAGAAGUUAAAAGGAACACUGUCCUUUAUAGUGAAAAAUGAUGAAGGUUCAACCCAUGAAAAACUAGAUUUCAAAUUGCACUUCAGUUGCGCUUCAUACUUGAUCACGACGCCUUGCUAUAGUGAUGCUUUUGCCAAGCUCCUAGAGUCUGGGGACCUGCACAUGAGUUCUGUUAAAGUAGAUGGAAUUAGCAUUUCUUUCCAGCAUUUACUGGCAAAGAUCUGUUUUCAUCAUCAUUUUUCAGUUGUGGAACGCGUUGAUUCUUGUGCAUCCAUGUACAGUCGCUCUAUCCAAGGUCAUCACGUCUGCCUACUGGUAAAAAAGGGAGAAAACUCUGUAUCCAUAGAUGGCAAAUGCAGUGAUUCCACCCUGCUUAGCAACUUGUUGGAUGAGAUGAAAGAGACAUUGUCCAAUUGCUGAAUACUCCUUGCAGAAUACUCCAACUACAAGAAACACACCUAAUGUGUAAAGACAAGCAGACCCAAGUGUUAAGUUUCUCCCUCGUACGCAUGUACUAUCCUGGGGCACGUGCUUUUCAGUUAACUCCACCACUGUUUGCCGUUUAGACAUUUUAAGGCUGUAUGUUACCUUUUUAUUUCAAAACUUUUUACAAACCGUGGUGUUAACCCUUUCUAGCCCAAAGAGAUCCUGGUGACAUGACUGGAGGAGGGAGGGAGGGGUUGGUAUUUAUUCAGCAGCUCAUGAUGAUCCCUUAAACUUGCCAUCUCUGUGGAACUGUGGACGAAGCAGAAGUUUCUCAACAGUAGCACGGUUUGUUGCUUGUGCUUAUUACUGGGAAGGUUGACUCGAUCCCUAGCCAUGGAAUAUAUCUUCAGGGCUGCUGUAGUUGAUGUAUAUUUCUAGCAGAGGCUGGUGCUGGACCUGAAAGGCCUCUUUUUUUUAUUAUUAUUAUUAUAAUUAUUAUUGUUGUUAUCUCAAGCGCAGAAAGAAAGCUCCAUUGUGAUCAGCAUAUAAACAUCCUCCGUCUCCUAGUGCUAAUCUGAAUGAGCCUGGUGAGAAUUGGGAUGUUUUUGAGUUUCUCUUUAUAGUAGUUGCCUUGAGCCUUAACCUUCUUCUAGUGACAGUUGAAAGACUAGAGGGCAAGUGUGUAAAACACAGGCUGACGCCUUGCUGUUUGGC